Molecule: messenger RNA, 1743 nt
Organism: Diabrotica virgifera virgifera (western corn rootworm)
Lineage: Eukaryota; Metazoa; Arthropoda; Insecta; Coleoptera; Chrysomelidae
Product: CREB/ATF bZIP transcription factor
Exons: 3
Coding region: 228-980 (250 amino acids)
Biological process (GO): regulation of DNA-templated transcription
Molecular function (GO): DNA-binding transcription factor activity
Source: RefSeq, a predicted model, not a curated record
UCACAAAAACCGCCAUUUUCUUUUGUAAGUCUCAAGUGUUCCUUUCGUUUUAGCUGUUAUCGGUUGAAGUUUUUUCAUAUUGUAAAAUUACAAUUUCCCAUUUUGAACGGUUGCGUUUGAAUUUUAAUGGUAGAUUUACCUUAAAUCUGUUAUAAAAGCUUAAAGUGUUCUAUCUUGUAAAGGCUACACGUUUAUACAACCUUUUACAUUUCUUGAUUUUUGUCAAAAUGGUGUCCACUGGAAAACGUUUACCAUACGUUUGUAAUAAAAUGAGUUCUUCAGAUGAAGAAUCUUCGGAAGAAUUCGAUUAUAAGUAUCAAAACGAAAACAUUGUAUGUGGGGAGACUGAUUCAACUAAUAGAGGAAGAAAACCCAGAUGUUUAUCCAAAAAUGCACAAAUGGCACGAGAAAAUCGUUUGAGAAAAAAAUUGUACGUUAACAAAUUGGAAAAAGAAGUAAUGGCGUUAAGAAAUGACAACAAAAAGUUAAAUUCUAUACUAAAAAACCAAUCCUCCAUAAUAAAAGAACUAAAGCAAGAGAAGAAAUAUCUGAGUAGUGUUAUAGCCAAUAGCGCUGAUAUUAAAAGCUUAAUCAGGAAUAUUCACACAAGCACAGGUAUGUCUGUAUCAUCCUCAUUGGAUAAAAAUUUAUCACUGAACAAUGUUUAUGUUCCAAAGAUGCCCACUAUAGACAGCACAGAUAGUACUGAAGAUUUUCCCAGUUUUGACUGUUUGUUGAGUGAUUCAAAUUUAAAUAUGGACAUUUAUGGUGACAUUACCCAACAACCAUUACAUUUUCCAGAUGAUUUGUUCCAUAUUAAUUCACCAACGUUAAGUCUUGAAGAUCAUACCUAUACAGCACAAGACGUCAAUGAAAGUGAUGAUGCAGGAGUAUGUUUACAUGUUUCAAAACAUAGGGUUUCCCUGGAAUUUUGUUCAAAAUGUAGUGAGAAAGCUGGAAAAUCCUGGAGUCAGCUUUAAAGAACUGUAAAAAUGUCUGUAUUUUGUUAUUUACUAUGUAAAUAUUAGCUUUAGGUUUUCUUAUAUAUAUAUGAUCAGUUUGCCAGAAACUAAAAUAUAAAAGAGAAUGUACAGUUAUUCAAUUAAGUUUCUCAUAAUUAAGUUGAAAUUAAGUAUAAGUAUUCUAUGAUUAUUUCAAAUGGUUUGUCAAUAUUUUUCCACAAUUUUUUUUAUUUAUAUACUAAAAGUUUAGAUUAUUAGAGAAUAUUAACAUAUGGACGUACUUACAUUUUUAUAGAAAUAAAGUAGUUAGUUCAACUGUAAAAAAAUAAUAUUCAAGUAAGAUUUAAAAAAUGGGUGGACUGAUCUGUAUAUAGAGUAUUUAUUAUAACAAUAUGUGAUAGCUCUUUCCUUACACUCAAAAUUUUCUGUUGAAUUGUUACUGGUGAUUUUUUACCGUUUUAGGAUUCAAGCAGAACAACAGGAGUAAAGAUGGGGCAGAAGUCUUUCACAUUUUCCCCUUCUGAUCCAAUUUUAAAAGUCUGGAGCAACUGUUUGGUAUGACGAGGCUGUAAUAGGUUAAGUAUGAUCUUGUCGUAUCGUUCCAUUUUUUAUAAUACAUUAAACACAAUUUACUAAACAAUUUGGGUGUGUUUUAUAUUCCAGCUCACAGAUUUCGGCUGCAGCGUGUGAUCCUAAAAGCCACGGUUAUGUGGUCGGCAGAUAUUUAACAGGUAUGUUUUCAUUUUGUGUAAGGAAAGAGUAAUAAAAUUUUUGUACUGUA